Messenger RNA from Striga asiatica, 1164 nucleotides. Lineage: Eukaryota; Viridiplantae; Streptophyta; Magnoliopsida; Lamiales; Orobanchaceae. The record is from the annotation of a GenBank genome assembly.
AUGAGAGACUUUCCAUCUUGCUUUGGGGAGAAUGGAGUUCAAGUUGCCGAUCCAUCUUGUUCGAGUGUAAAUGUAAGUAAAGCCUCUCAGAACACUGUGACCUGCAUUUAUAGAUGUGAACUGUUUGAAAAACCUUGCUUGAUUAGCCUUGUGUGGAGCAAGGGUUUGAUGGCCCAAUGCCUUAAUGUCGAAAUAGAUAAUGAUUCUCAUAAGUUCAUCAGCAAAUUCGACGUGAAGCCUUCUUUAUUCUCCAAAAGGAAAGGCUCAAAGUCUUUACAGCUGAAUUCUGGUAAAGUCGAAAUCUUUUGGGAUCUCUCAGUGGCGAAAUUUGGAUCCGGGCCAGAGCCCGUAAGUUCAUAUUACCUCGGGAUAGUGUGUAAAGGUGAGAUGGUUUUACUUGUUGGAGAUCUAAUUGAUGAGGCAUUUAAGAAAAUGGGCUCCACAGCUCGGCUCUCGGGCUCCAUCUUUGUUUCGAAAAGGGAGCACGUAUGUGGAAAGUCGAUUUUCUGCACAAAGGCUCAAUUUUGCGAAAAUGGGAAAACUCACGACUUGAAAAUCGAAUGCAAUACGAAUUAUGGGGAUGACCCGUUUCUUGUGGUUCGAAUAGACUCAAAAACGGUUAUGCAAGUGAAGCAUUUGAAGUGGAAAUUUCGUGGGAAUUUGACGAUCGUGGUUGACGGGAUGCCGGUGGAGGUAUUUUGGGACGUGCACAAUUGGCUGUUUAGUCCAAGUUCAGGGAAAGCGGUUUUCAUGUUCCAGACGAGUUUACCUGCGGAAAAAAUGUGGGCAGUUUUCAACUACAACCCUCGAUUUCACGACGUGUUGCGAGUUAGUCACGCCGAGUACCAAUCAUGCAACUCAUCUUCGCCAAUGUCGACUCACACGACCGGAAAUGACUCGAUCAUGAUCGACACUCACGGCCACCAUUUCUUCAUAUGUGGCAUGCCCACACACUGCCAGGCUGGACAAAAGGUCGACAUCAAUGUUCCCCGAACGCCCGCCCAGUCAGCAAGCUCAUCACUUCCUCCAGUUGUUAACUCUCCAGUUCCUAUAGAUACAGUGCAGGCUCCAUCUCCUAGUGCUGCAGCUGCUACUCCCAUAAUAAUGCAGGCUUUUGCUAUUAAUUUUGUGGGUUUUGGGGUUUUAUUUUUCGGUUUGGCUUAA